GUUUAUCAAGUUUAUAUUUAAACUCGCGGUUCUCGUUCGCGGCAUCAGUCAUCGUUAAUCGUUCGCAGUGUUGAGAAGUAGGAGAUUUGUCAAAAUGAGCGCCUCGCAGUGGGAAAACAAUGAAGAAAUCAAAAUCUUCCGCGAAUAUCUACGCAUACCAACAGUGCAUCCAAAUGUAGAUUACACCGCAUGUGUGGAAUUUUUGAAACGACAGGCUGCCAGCCUAGAACUGCCCGUGGAUGUCGUCUAUCCCGUCAAUGAGAAGAACCCUGUGGUGAUAAUGAAAUGGCUGGGCAGUCAGCCGGAGUUGCCAUCAAUUAUACUCAAUUCUCACACCGAUGUGGUGCCCGUCUUUGCCGACAAAUGGACACACGAUCCAUUCAGUGCCGAUAUUGAUGACGAGGGUAAGAUCUAUGCACGUGGCUCACAGGAUAUGAAAUGUGUUGGCACCCAGUAUUUGGGAGCUAUACGUGCUCUUAAAGCAAGUGGCUAUCAACCGAAGAGGACUAUUUAUCUCACCUAUGUCCCCGAUGAAGAAGUUGGUGGUCAUUUGGGCAUGAGGGAACUCAUCAAAGGCGACUACUUUAAGAAAAUGAAUGUGGGUUUCAGCUUUGAUGAAGGAAUUUCUAGCGAAGAUGAGACUUAUGCUGUAUAUUAUGCUGAACGCACUUUGUGGCAUUUGCAUUUAAAAUUUAGUGGUACAGCUGGUCAUGGCUCCCUUUUACUGCCAAAUACUGCCGGCGAAAAGCUCAAUUAUGUUGUCAAUAAGUUCAUGGAGUUCCGUAAAUCUCAGGUUCAGCGUUUGGCCGAUGAUUCAACAAUUGAUAUUGGCGAUGUGACCACUGUGAAUCUCACUCAACUAAAAGGAGGCGUCCAAAGUAAUGUGGUUCCUCCACUUUUGGUGGCAGUCUUUGACAUUCGUAUUGCCGUAACCGUGGAUGUGGCUGCCUUUGAGAAACAAAUUCGUGAUUGGUGUGAGGAAGCUGGAGGCGGCAUUGAGCUAGAAUUUGAGAUGAAAAACCCAGUCGUGAAACCCACCAAGAUCGAUGCUACAAAUCCAUUCUGGCUGGCCUUCAAGCAAACGUUGGAUUCACUGGGCUUGAAAACUCGAGUUCGCGUCUUUCCCGGUGCCACUGACAGUCGUUAUGUUCGCCAUGCAGGUAUUCCUGCCUUGGGUUUCUCUCCCAUAAACAAAACACAGAUACUGCUACACGAUCACGAUGAAUAUCUUCGUGCCGACACUUAUAUCCAUGGCAUUGAGGUCUACAAGAAACUCAUUCCAGCUGUUGCUGAUGCCUAAGCAACGAUCAAUUCCAGAAAAAGAUGUGCAUUUAAUAUUUGAUAUUUUUUUUUACCAAAUGUGCUGUGUCUCAAUGAAAAACUGUUAUCUAGCAAUACUUUCAACAUUUUAAUAAAAGGCAUUUUAAUAACAUAA
Molecule: messenger RNA, 1435 nt
Organism: Drosophila willistoni
Lineage: Eukaryota; Metazoa; Arthropoda; Insecta; Diptera; Drosophilidae
Product: aminoacylase-1
Exons: 5
Coding region: 95-1300 (401 amino acids)
Biological process (GO): amino acid metabolic process
Cellular component (GO): cytoplasm
Molecular function (GO): aminoacylase activity
Source: RefSeq, a predicted model, not a curated record